Molecule: messenger RNA, 2288 nt
Organism: Caenorhabditis angaria
Lineage: Eukaryota; Metazoa; Nematoda; Chromadorea; Rhabditida; Rhabditidae
Source: the annotation of a GenBank genome assembly
AUGAACUUCAAUCUGCAACCUCAACAACAACAAUAUGAAACUAUUGCCGCUUCUUCAUUAGCCGCCAAUCAAACUUCUUACACCGCACCAAUUUGUACAGUGAGUUCAUUUAUUAUUUUUUGGGAAUUUAGACUAGAAUGUAGGCUAUAUUUUUCUGAAACAUUGAGAAAUUUUCGUAGGAUUUUUUUUUCUAGAAAAUUUCUAUAAAUACAAAUUUUUUUAAAGCUUGCAGCUGAGCUUGCACUUUUAUUUCAAAGAAAAAUUCUAAUUCAAUUAGGGGUUUUAGAAAAAAAGCUCGGCUACUGUAGCUCUCUUGAAAGUGCACAUCUUGGUUGAUUUUCAGACAAACAUUCUGAAACGAAAUAAGGAAUCAACUUAUUUAAUAAAAGAUCACAGCUGAAACUGUUGAGUACUCUAGUUCUUGGAAUUUUAUAAGAAAUGUUUCAAUUCAGAUCACAGAUUCUCAAAACCCUUCCCAAAGAUUUCUCAAAACAAAAAAGUCGAAUCAAAAAAUUGUUCCAGGAAAACGUGUGUUGUGUUUGUUGAGCCUACGGGGCAUACAUUCGGACACCAACAACAAUCUUCACCACAACUCACUAAUCAAUCAUCCACCCACUAUGUUUUUUAUCAUCACCAUCACCACGAUUAUUAUUGGACACCUUAUCAAGAUCAACAACAACAAGAACAUCAAACUCUCGCUGCUGCUCAACAACCAUAUCAUCAAGCAGCUCCAACUUCUUGGGUUCCACCAGAUCCGUUUUCCGAUGCUCCAAUGAUUGUGACGUCUUUCGAUGAAACACAAUCACAAAAAUCGCCGAUUCAACCAAAGGUUUGUUGAUUUUAUUGAUUAUGGGUGCAGAGAACGUUGAUUUUGAACAUGUGAUUAUCAUGUGAGACGAAAAAUGGAAAAGCUAUGUACAAAAGUGGGUGGUCGGAAUAAAUAUACGUCCCUGUAUUGUGUUUACAAAAGAGAACAGGGAGUGUUAUUAUAGAAAACCAGGGUACUGUAAUUGAAAAAUAUUGUGAUGAGCAUUUAUUGUAUUCUGGAAGAUUGAAAGGGUUCUAGGUUUUCCAAAUGUGAAGAAUUUAGGUUUUGGAUUAAAAAUAAAUAAAUUCAAAUCAAUUUUUUGGUUCAGAAUGUUCAGAAAUCGAUAAAAUAUUCUUCCGGUGCUCAAAAACAACAAUUUUCUCAUUGUAAUCUUCCCCCUAUUUAGAAAAUCACAUGGUUACACUGAAGUUGUAUUACACAUUAAACGGUACUGUAGUUCUUAAAAAUUCUUCAAAAAAUCAAAAAUUCUGAAGAUCACUUAUAUCUGAAAGUGACAAAACAACAUUUUCAAAUAACUGUAUUAGGUUAAUUUAUUUUUGAUAUACAGUAACUUUUUGCCGAAAGUUUUGAGAAAAAAAAUAUUUCAAAAAAUAAAACUUUUUUGUUACAAUUUUCUGAAUGAUACGAUUUUUUACAAUUCCCAAAGCCCGAAAAAAUUCCAACACAUUUUAAAACAAAAAAAAGCGAGCUUUUAUUUUGUGCUUUGUCUCGCAAUGAUAUCGAAUCACAAAAAAUCAUCUUCCAAAAAUCGUGAAAUUUCAAUGGUUAGUUUUUAAUAUUCAUUUUAAGAAUUUCUAAAAAAAAAUCCCCGUAAUUUUUUUCGUGUGUAUCAAAAAUCGUUUAUUUUAUUUUCUUGUUGUUAUCAGUCACUUCUCGACAUACUUUUCUAUGAGAGAGAAAAAUAUACCCCAUAAAAAGGUUUACAGAAAUCUGAAGAAUAAUAAAUUUCAAUCAAUAAUCAAAUUUGUAGGAACAAAUUCUCGAAGAAAUUGUCCGUGAAUGCGAAGAAAUCGAGCGUCGCUCCUCAUCUGGUGGAUCUCCAGCUUCAUCAAUUUGGUCAUCCGAUGAACGCGAGAGCAACUCUUCUCCAGAACUUCCAUCCUAUCAUCCAUACAAAACUCCGGAACGCAAGGAACGCAAGAAGGCGCAAAACCGACUUGCGGCUACGCGUUAUCGUGAGAAGAAACGUAAGGAAAAGGAAGAGGCUAUGGAGUGCAUCGAAGGAUUGAGCAGCAGAAAUGGUGAACUUAAAUCUGAGGUAAGUGGAGGGAAACUUGGCUACUGUAGAACUGUUUUUAUGAAAUGCUAAUGUUGAAUGCUAAAAUCAAAUUAUCCUAACUCUCCCAUGAUUUUUCAAUUUUUCCAGGUAUCCGAACUCGAAAAGGAGAUCAAAUAUUUGAAGAAAUUGAUGACUGAACUCGGCAUUGCUCUCGACCAACUUCCAACAACUUCUUCCUAA